This is a messenger RNA of Eutrema salsugineum, 1814 nucleotides long. RefSeq names its product DEAD-box ATP-dependent RNA helicase 34. The transcript is spliced from 7 exons. Gene Ontology annotation, molecular function: ATP binding; RNA helicase activity; mRNA binding. NCBI's taxonomy places the organism in Eukaryota, Viridiplantae, Streptophyta, Magnoliopsida, Brassicales, Brassicaceae. Bases 414 to 1622 code for a protein of 402 amino acids. Gene Ontology annotation, cellular component: nucleolus; catalytic step 2 spliceosome. The record is from RefSeq and is a predicted model, not a curated record.
AAUGGUCUGAAUUCAACCGGAUCGAAGUAAGCUCGUUUAUUUGGUUAAGUGUCUGUAAGAGAAGGAAAAGCAAAGAAGAAAACCCAAAAUCCAAAACCAGUAUUAGUCCCCCAAAGGAUCAAUAUUUAAUCACUCCUCUUUUCUUCCCCGCAAACCCAAUUCUUCUUCUUUUCUCCUUCAAUUGCUAAUCGUCCGUCGAUCAAACCGCUCUUCUUUUUUAACUUCUUCAUCGAAUUUCUACUGCCCUAAGCAAAAAAGAAAGUUCAGCGCAAUUUCCGUUGGAUUCUAGCUUCGGCUUCAAAACAAAUUUUGCUAGCUGGUUACAGAACUUUGCUUUCACGGCUUUCUCUGCUUGGUCCUCUCGUGGGUCGCUGAAAGUUUUAAGAGAGAGUGAAUAUUCAGAGUGGAGAAUUAUGGCGGCAGCGAAAGGAGGCGAUUGGAAAAACGGAGGAGGUUUGGAUGACGAGAACCUGGUCUUUGAAACGACCAAAGGGAUCAAACCCAUCACGAGCUUCGAUGACAUGGGGAUGGAUGAUAAAGUUCUUCGCGGCGUCUACGACUACGGUUUCAAGAAACCAUCUGAGAUUCAGCAGAGAGCUGUGAUGCCAAUUCUCAAAGGACGUGACGUUAUCGCUCAGGCUCAGUCUGGUACAGGGAAGACUUCCAUGAUUGCAAUCUCCGUCUGCCAAAUCGUCAAUACUUCCUCCAGAAAGAUUCAGGUCUUGGUCUUGUCUCCAUCAAGGGAGUUGGCUUCACAAACAGAGAAGACGAUACAGGCUAUUGGAGUGCAUACCAAUAUUCAGGCACAUGCUUGCAUUGGUGGCAAAAGCAUUGGAGAUGACAUAAAGAAGCUGGAGCGUGGUGUACAUGCUGUGUCCGGGACUCCUGGUCGAGUCUAUGAUAUGAUAAAGAGAGGAAGCUUGCAAACCAAAGCUGUUAAACUUUUGAUUCUAGAUGAAUCAGAUGAAAUGCUGAGCAAAGGUUUGAAAGACCAGAUUUAUGACGUUUACAGAUCUCUUCCACACGAUAUUCAGGUUUGCUUGAUUUCUGCUACUCUUCCUCAAGAGAUUUUGGAGAUGACAAACAAGUUUAUGACGGAUCCUGUGAGGAUACUUGUGAAGCGCGACGAAUUGACUCUUGAUGGAAUCAAACAAUAUUAUGUUGAUGUUGGAGAAGAAGAGUGGAAAUUCGAUACACUUUGCGAUCUUUAUGGGAGACUUGUUAUUAACCAAGCUAUUAUCUUCUGCAACACAAGAAAAAAGGUGGAUUGGCUUACAGAGAAGAUGAGGAGUAGUAAUUUCAUAGUCUCAUCAAUGCAUGGAGACAAACAUCAAAAGGAGAGAGACGAAAUCAUGAACCAGUUCCGGUCUUUUAAAAGCCGUGUUUUAAUCGCCUCAGAUGUAUGGGCACGAGGGAUCGAUGUUCAAACAGUUUCUCAUGUUAUCAAUUAUGAUGUACCAAACAACCCGGAGCUCUACAUUCAUCGUAUUGGACGAGCUGGUCGCUUUGGUCGGGAGGGUGUUGCGAUUAACUUUGUGAAAAGUUCCGACAUGAAAACUCUUCGGGACAUUGAGCGGUACUACGCUACUCGAAUCCGUGAGAUGCCUGCUGAUCUUGCCUGAAGUUUUUUUUUGUCUCCUUGAAGCCGAGGUUGAAGAAGAAUCAGUUUUAAGGCCAAUUUUGUUCCUUUGUUUCUGCACACCAUUGGUUUAGAUUUAGUAUAGACUAUGUGAGCUUCAAAAUGUAUACCGAACAAGAAUCCAUAUACAGUAAUAUGUGACUCAAAAGGAUCAAAGAAAAUUCUUAUUUAAGCA